Molecule: messenger RNA, 1733 nt
Organism: Oryza brachyantha (malo sina)
Lineage: Eukaryota; Viridiplantae; Streptophyta; Magnoliopsida; Poales; Poaceae
Product: protein WHAT'S THIS FACTOR 1, chloroplastic
Exons: 1
Coding region: 170-1381 (403 amino acids)
Molecular function (GO): RNA binding
Source: RefSeq, a predicted model, not a curated record
AACGAAUGCGGUGUGGUGUGGUGUGGUGUGCGCUUCCGCUGCUACUGCUAGGCUUUCGGAUCGAACGGCUCCUAUGACUUUAAUGUUCGUGCGGUGGGUUGAUCAGAAUGGACUGAACUAGCCUCAGGUUCGGUUCCAUUCCACCUCGCCGCCGCCGCCGCCGCCGUCGAUGGCGCGCCCCCUCUUCUCCGCCACGAAGGCGCUACUCCUGCCCGCCCCAUCUCCAUCGCCAGCGCCGGCGUCUUCUUCGGCGGCGGCGGCAGCCGCGGCGGCCUCGCUGCUGCCGCUGCUCCCCUGUAAGCGGCGGAGGAAGCUCCUGAAGAAGCUCAACAGCCCGCGCGUCGCGCCGAUCGAGCCGGAGGAGGCCCGCCGCGUGCCGGAGCUCGACGCCGUCCUCGACCGCGACGCCGCGUUCCGAUUCCUCACCCGUGCGAGGUCGUUUCUGGCCGCGCUCCCGCCGCCGCACCGGAUCCCCCUUGCGGAGGCCGGCAAGCUGUACCGCGAGCUCGGCUUCCCCCGCGGCCGCAGCGUGUCGCGCGCCGCCGCGCGCCACCCGCUGCUCUUCCACCUCCCUACGGUGGGCUCCGUCCCGCACCUCGCGCUCACGCCGUUCAUGCGCUCGCUCCUGGAAGAGGAGCGCCGCCUGCACGACGAGCUCCUCCCGACGCGGGUGCGGACCGUCCGGAAGCUCCUCAUGCUCACCGACCACCGCCGCAUCCCACUCGCGAAGCUCCACCACUGCCGCGCGGUGCUCGGCCUGCCGGACGACUUCCGGGACCGCGUCGGCGAGUUCCCCGACGACUUCCGCGUCGCCGUCGACCCCGACGGCCGCCACGUCCUCGAGCUGGCGCGCUGGGACCCCGCGCUCGCCGUCAGCGCGCUGGAGCGCGACUUCGUGGUGGACGAACGCCGGGUCCGCCGCACGUUCCGCUUCGCCGUCGCGCACAGCCGGUCGAUGCCGCUCGACGCGGAGGACGCCGACCGCCUGGACGCGGCGACCACGUUCCCGCUGGUCUCGCCGUACACCAACGGCGCGCUGCUCAGGCCGUGGACGCCGGAGGCGGAGAAGUACCGCGUCGGCGUGGUGCACGAGCUCCUCAGCCUGACGCUGGAGAAGCGCGCGCUGAUCCACCACAUAUUCGAGUUCAAGGAGGAGCUCAGCCUCACGCGCCACAUGUACGCCUCGCUGCGGAAUCAGAACCGCGCCUUCUACCUCGCCGGCACGGAGAUGAACUGGGCCGUGUUCCUCAGGGACGCGUACGGCGACGACGGCGCUCUCAGGGAGAAGGACCCGCUCGUGCUGUUCAACGAGAAGCUGCAGCGCUACGCGUGCAUGAACGAAGAUGGAUUCCUCCAGGGAGAGCAUUCGCUGACUGACUAGUGACGUCCACGUACAAAAUUGCUUGUCUGAAUUCACAGGAUUCAGCUUUUGCUUCCGUGGAUUUUUGUCCCAGCAGUUCGGGCUGGAAUGCAAUGCGAUGCCCAUCCAGCUAUUUCAGAAUCUUCAGAGUUGUUGCCCAUUCAGAUAGUUCAGAUCUUCAGGAUCUUCAGAUUUGUACCAGCUACCAGGUGAAUAGCGGGAGAGAAAAACGAAAGAAAGGAUCGGCUCAUCCCCAGUCAUAAGAGUUGUGCGAUCAAUUCGCAAUGUUAUAUUUGGACGAGUUGCAAUGUAUGGACAUGUUACUAGCAAUCAGCAAUGAUAAUAAAACCAAGGUAAAUCACGUUUUGCUUUA